This is a messenger RNA of Symphalangus syndactylus (siamang), 9203 nucleotides long. RefSeq names its product phosphatidylinositol-4,5-bisphosphate 3-kinase catalytic subunit alpha (gene PIK3CA). Gene Ontology annotation, biological process: phosphatidylinositol 3-kinase/protein kinase B signal transduction; cell migration; phosphatidylinositol-mediated signaling. Lineage: Eukaryota; Metazoa; Chordata; Mammalia; Primates; Hylobatidae. Gene Ontology annotation, cellular component: phosphatidylinositol 3-kinase complex, class IB; phosphatidylinositol 3-kinase complex, class IA; cytoplasm. Gene Ontology annotation, molecular function: 1-phosphatidylinositol-3-kinase activity; 1-phosphatidylinositol-4-phosphate 3-kinase activity. The record is from RefSeq and is a predicted model, not a curated record.
GAGCGGCGGGGGAGAGGGGCCGGGAGGCGGGUGCCGUGCCGCCCGCUCUCCUCUCCCUCGGCGCCGCCGCCGCCGCCCGCGGGGCUGGGACCCGAUGCGGUUAGAGCCGCGGAGCCUGGAAGAGCCCCGAGCAAAGCAUGUUAUAGUGCCUUAUGGGAUGUCUACAAAUACUUGUUUAAUCAAAUUGAGCUGAUAUUUAUGUAGGAAACAUUUUAUUCUGCAACAAUUAAGGCAAACAUAUAUGUGUUUCUGCUUUGGGACAACCAUACAUCUAAUUCCUUAAAGUAGUUUUAUAUGUAAAACUUGCAAAGAAUCAGAACAAUGCCUCCACGACCAUCAUCAGGUGAACUGUGGGGCAUCCACUUGAUGCCCCCAAGAAUCCUAGUAGAAUGUUUACUACCAAAUGGAAUGAUAGUGACUUUAGAAUGCCUCCGUGAGGCUACAUUAAUAACCAUAAAGCAUGAACUAUUUAAAGAAGCAAGAAAAUACCCCCUCCAUCAACUUCUUCAAGAUGAAUCUUCUUACAUUUUCGUAAGUGUUACUCAAGAAGCAGAAAGGGAAGAAUUUUUUGAUGAAACAAGACGACUUUGUGACCUUCGGCUUUUUCAACCCUUUUUAAAAGUAAUUGAACCAGUAGGCAACCGUGAAGAAAAGAUCCUCAAUCGAGAAAUUGGUUUUGCUAUCGGCAUGCCAGUGUGUGAAUUUGAUAUGGUUAAAGAUCCAGAAGUACAGGACUUCCGAAGAAAUAUUCUGAAUGUUUGUAAAGAAGCUGUGGAUCUUAGGGACCUCAAUUCACCUCAUAGUAGAGCAAUGUAUGUCUAUCCUCCAAAUGUAGAAUCUUCACCAGAAUUGCCAAAGCACAUAUAUAAUAAAUUAGAUAAAGGGCAAAUAAUAGUGGUGAUCUGGGUAAUAGUUUCUCCAAAUAAUGACAAGCAGAAGUAUACUCUGAAAAUCAACCAUGACUGUGUACCAGAACAAGUCAUUGCUGAAGCAAUCAGGAAAAAAACUCGAAGUAUGUUGCUAUCCUCUGAACAACUAAAACUCUGUGUUUUAGAGUAUCAGGGCAAGUAUAUUUUAAAAGUGUGUGGAUGUGAUGAAUACUUCCUAGAAAAAUAUCCCCUGAGUCAGUAUAAGUAUAUAAGAAGCUGUAUAAUGCUUGGGAGGAUGCCCAAUUUGAUGUUGAUGGCCAAAGAAAGCCUUUAUUCUCAACUGCCAAUGGACUGUUUUACAAUGCCAUCUUAUUCCAGACGCAUUUCCACAGCUACACCAUAUAUGAAUGGAGAAACAUCUACAAAAUCCCUUUGGGUUAUAAAUAGUGCACUCAGAAUAAAAAUUCUUUGUGCAACCUACGUGAAUGUAAAUAUUCGAGACAUUGAUAAGAUCUAUGUUCGAACAGGUAUCUACCAUGGAGGAGAACCCUUAUGUGACAAUGUGAACACUCAAAGAGUACCUUGUUCCAAUCCCAGGUGGAAUGAAUGGCUGAAUUAUGAUAUAUACAUUCCUGAUCUUCCUCGUGCUGCUCGACUUUGCCUUUCCAUUUGUUCUGUUAAAGGCCGAAAGGGUGCUAAAGAGGAACACUGUCCAUUGGCAUGGGGAAAUAUAAACUUGUUUGAUUACACAGACACUCUAGUAUCUGGAAAAAUGGCUUUGAAUCUUUGGCCAGUACCUCAUGGAUUAGAAGAUUUGCUGAACCCUAUUGGUGUUACUGGAUCAAAUCCAAAUAAAGAAACUCCAUGCUUAGAGUUGGAGUUUGACUGGUUCAGCAGUGUGGUAAAGUUCCCAGAUAUGUCAGUGAUUGAAGAGCAUGCCAAUUGGUCUGUAUCCCGAGAAGCAGGAUUUAGCUAUUCCCACGCAGGACUGAGUAACAGACUAGCUAGAGACAAUGAAUUAAGGGAAAAUGACAAAGAACAGCUCAAAGCAAUUUCUACACGAGAUCCUCUCUCUGAAAUCACUGAGCAGGAGAAAGAUUUUCUAUGGAGCCACAGACACUAUUGUGUAACUAUCCCCGAAAUUCUACCCAAAUUGCUUCUGUCUGUUAAAUGGAAUUCUAGAGAUGAAGUAGCCCAGAUGUAUUGCUUGGUAAAAGAUUGGCCUCCAAUCAAACCUGAACAGGCUAUGGAACUUCUGGACUGUAAUUACCCAGAUCCUAUGGUUCGAGGUUUUGCUGUUCGGUGCUUGGAAAAAUACUUAACAGAUGACAAACUUUCUCAGUAUUUAAUUCAGCUAGUACAGGUCCUAAAAUAUGAACAAUAUUUGGAUAACUUGCUUGUGAGAUUUUUACUGAAGAAAGCAUUGACUAAUCAAAGGAUUGGGCACUUUUUCUUUUGGCAUUUAAAAUCUGAGAUGCACAAUAAAACAGUUAGCCAGAGGUUUGGCCUGCUUUUGGAGUCCUAUUGUCGUGCAUGUGGGAUGUAUUUGAAGCACCUGAAUAGGCAAGUCGAGGCAAUGGAGAAGCUCAUUAACUUAACUGACAUUCUCAAACAGGAGAAGAAGGAUGAAACACAAAAGGUACAGAUGAAGUUUUUAGUUGAGCAAAUGAGACGACCAGAUUUCAUGGAUGCUCUACAGGGCUUUCUGUCUCCUCUAAACCCUGCUCAUCAACUAGGAAAUCUCAGGCUUGAAGAGUGUCGAAUUAUGUCCUCUGCAAAAAGGCCACUGUGGUUGAAUUGGGAGAACCCAGACAUCAUGUCAGAGUUACUGUUUCAGAACAAUGAGAUCAUCUUUAAAAAUGGGGAUGAUUUACGGCAAGAUAUGCUAACACUUCAAAUUAUUCGUAUUAUGGAAAAUAUCUGGCAAAAUCAAGGUCUUGAUCUUCGAAUGUUACCUUAUGGUUGUCUUUCAAUCGGUGACUGUGUGGGACUUAUUGAGGUGGUGCGAAAUUCUCACACUAUUAUGCAAAUUCAGUGCAAAGGCGGCUUGAAAGGUGCACUGCAGUUCAACAGCCACACACUACAUCAGUGGCUUAAAGACAAGAACAAAGGAGAAAUAUAUGAUGCAGCCAUUGACCUGUUUACACGUUCAUGUGCUGGAUAUUGUGUAGCUACCUUCAUUUUGGGAAUUGGAGAUCGUCACAAUAGUAACAUCAUGGUGAAAGACGAUGGACAACUGUUUCAUAUAGAUUUUGGACACUUUUUGGAUCACAAGAAGAAAAAAUUUGGUUAUAAACGAGAACGUGUGCCAUUUGUUUUGACACAGGAUUUCUUAAUAGUGAUUAGUAAAGGAGCCCAAGAAUGCACAAAGACAAGAGAAUUUGAGAGGUUUCAGGAGAUGUGUUACAAGGCUUAUCUAGCUAUUCGACAGCAUGCCAAUCUCUUCAUAAAUCUUUUCUCAAUGAUGCUUGGCUCUGGAAUGCCAGAACUACAAUCUUUUGAUGACAUUGCAUACAUUCGAAAGACCCUAGCCUUAGAUAAAACUGAGCAAGAGGCUUUGGAGUAUUUCAUGAAACAAAUGAAUGAUGCACAUCAUGGUGGCUGGACAACAAAAAUGGAUUGGAUCUUCCACACAAUUAAACAGCAUGCAUUGAACUGAAAAGAUAACUGAGAAAAUGAAAACUCACUCUCUGGAUUCCACACUGCACUGUUAAUAACUGUCAGCAGGCAAAGACCGAUUGCAUAGGAAUUGCACAAUCCAUGAACAGCAUUAGAAUUUACAGCAAGAACAGAAAUAAAAUACUAUAUAAUUUAAAUAAUGUAAACGCAAACAGGGUUUGAUAGCACUUAAACUAGUUCAUUUCAAAAUUAAGCUUUAGAAUAAUGCGCAGUUUCAUGUUAUGCCUUAAUUCCAAAAAGGUAAACUUUGAAGAUUAUUUGUAUCUUUUUUUAAAAAACAAAACAAAACAAAAAUCCCCAAAAUAUAUAGAAAUGAUGGAGAAGGAAAAAGAAUGAUGUUUUUUUUUUUUGUCUUGCAAAUGUUCUAUGUUUUGAAAUGUGGACACAACGGAGGCUGUUAUUGCAUUAGGUGUAAGUAAACGAGUUUAUGUUAAAUUACAUUAAGAUUGGAAAAGAAUGAAAAUUUCUUAUUUUUCCAUUGCUGUUCAAUUUAUAGUUUGAAGUGGGUUUUUGACUCCUUGUUUAAUGAAGAAAAAUGCGUGGGGUGGAAGGGACUCUUGAGAUUUCACCAGAGACUUUUUCUUUUUAAUAAAUCAAAGCUUUUGAUGAUUUGAGGUCUUAUCUGCAGUUUUGGAAGCAGUCACAAAUGAGACCUGUUAUAAGGUGUUUUUUUUUUUUUUUUUUCUGGACAGUAUUUAAAGGAUCUUACUCUUAUUUCCCAGGGAAAUUCUGGGCUCCCACAAAGUAAAAAAAAAAAUCAUCAUAGAAAAAGAAUGAGCAGGAAUAGUUCUUAUUCCAGAAUUGUACAGUAUUCACCUUAAGUUGAUUUUUUUCUCCUUCUGCAAUUGAACUGAAUACAUUUUUCAUGCAUGUUUUCCAGAAAAUAGAAGUAUUAAUGUUAUUAAAAAGAUUAUUUUUUUUAUUAAAGGCUAUUUAUAUUAUAGAAACUAUCAUUAAUAUAUAUUCUUUAUUUACAUGAUCUGUCCCAUAGUCAUGCAUUGUUUUGCACCUCAGAUUUUUUAUUGUUCGUAGCAGCAUGGUCAGCUUUCUUCCUGGUCUAUAGAUGAGGCUCAGGCACUAUCCCAUUUAUACCAAUAACCAGUGUACAACUACUUACGGAAAACAUAAAAACUUCAUCUUCUUUCCUUUUAUUACUUACGUGAAUCCCCCAUCUUCCAUUCUCUUUUAUAAUUGAGAAUCUCAAUCAUAAGAAAUUAGUUACCAGAAUUAACACAAUUUAGACUAUCUUCCUGAUUCCUUAAACCCCUUUACUGAAGUAUACUCAUGAAUCAUACUUUAAAAUAUGGGGGAAUAGAAACCAUGAACUUUUUACCUUUUUAAACUAUUUAUCCAUAUCUCCAAAGUAGGACAUUAAACCAUUUUAAGAACAUGUCUCAUUCCCAAGUAGUCAGAGCUCACUCUCCAACUUUAUUAAAUACUAUUUGAGCACAGGACAUUUUUGAAAAACAUUAACCCAAGAUGUAGAGGCUACUGCUAGUCAUCCUUCUAGAAUCUGAUAUUUUACUCUGUAUUUGAAAUGAAUGAUUAAUGUCCUAGGAAAUUAGCUUUAGCAGAUGUCCAGGUGCCACAUCAAAAAAGUGCAAUAAUUAUUGACAGUUUUUUAGAUUAGGCAUAUUAUUGGAAAACAACUUUAUAAAGAGUGAACAUUGUAUACUCUAGUAAAACAGCAUCACUUUAAAAUACUCAUUUAUGAAAUCUGUUACCUAUAGUUGAAGUCUUGAGUAGUGAACAAGGGACUCUAAUACCAAUACUCUUAAUAUCUGGCUAUUUUAGAUCCCUUAAAGGGCAUAAUUAUUGGAAAUUUAGGUAUUUCACUAAAGCAUGUAUAUAAUAUUGCCAACAAGAAAAAUAAAUUUGAAGAUUAAGGGAACUUAUUUCUGCAAACUGUCUUGCAAUAGUUAAGCAGAAUUUAAACUCUGUUUUAAGCAGGAAACCAGAAAGAUUAUUUUGCAGUUAUAGAAAAUUUCAUAACUUAUUAAAACUUAUUAACAUUUUGUGUUGUUUAGAUAUAGGCAGUUGAUACAUACUAACAUCCCAGCCUUUUCAAUAUCAGGGUUAAAUUAUAGGAAAACUCAGUAAAAUGGUACAAAUCUGAAACUUUGAUGGUAGAAACUGAAGAUUUAACAGAGAACUGUGUUUUACCCGAGUGCCAAAAAUGCUGUGAGCCUCCUUGCACAAAAUUUAUACCACUUUUGCAUUUUUAUCUAUCAGUCCGGAUAGUUGUCUCCCCUCCUCCCAGGACCUCUCCACCAUUAAAAUGCACAAACCACAUGGCCGAUUUCAUCAUUUACAUUUAUUUUCAAAAGUUACUACAACCAAAUUAAUUCUAUUAGAAGAAAUGUAGACAAAUUAUAUAAAGACUAUAGAUUGCGACCUAAGAAAGAAAUAAGGCAAAGAACCAAGCAUUGAAUUAAAUGCUACAUGGGUGACUAAGAUCUGUUUCAAGUCAGGGAUAAUAUAGCCACUUUGGGUACUUCAGUAUCAGCGAUCAGUUCUCAUGGUUUAGACAGUUCCUAUCUAUAGCUGACUAUCCUUGUCCUUGAAUAUGGUGUAACUGACUAUUGGCUCUACAGUUUUAUUGGGCCACUUAAGAAAUAUUUCCUUGAGUAAUUAUUUUGAGAAAAAGUCUAAAGAAAAUAAUAAAAAUAAUUUUAAACACACUGUAGUAAGAAAUGACUGUUCGAAAAUUAUGCUUUCACUUUCUACCAUAUUCUCAGCUAUACAAAACCAUUUAUUUUGAAGAUUUUUAGACUACUGUUAAUUUGAAAUCUGUUACUCUUAUUGUGGAAUUUGUUUUUUAAAAAAGAUGUUUCUAAUUGGAUUUUUAAAAGAAGAAUGGAAUUUGGUUGCUAUUUUACAAUAGAACCUAAGCUUUUUGUGGUUCUUAGUGUCCUAUGUAAAACUUAGUGUCAAAGUAAUCAACUUUGAGAUUUUCCCUUCUAUUCUGCUUUAUAUUAAAAGCCCAUUCGAAAAUGGGAACCUGGUGAAUAUAUAAUGCAUUGUAAAAUAUUUUAAUGUGUAACUUUUUCAACUGUGAAACUAUUGAUUUUUUGAUGAAAACAGCUGCUGAUAAAGUAUUUUGUGUAAAGUGUAGUUCUUAUUAAUCAGGAAAAUGAUGACUUGAUUAGACUGUAUAUGCCCUCUUGGAUUUUAUUUUAAAUGGAUUGGUGACUUUCACAUAGGUAAAACACAGUCCAUCUGUAUUCUUUUUUCCAUAAAAAUCGAGUGAUUUGGAAUUAUAAAAAAAAAUUGUGAGCAGCCUAUUUGAAAGGCAUCAUGGAAAUUUCACAGCACAUAACAUGGAUUUUUUUUUCUUAAUGAUGUAAAUCCGUUUAAUUCAUAUUUUGAUCAAUAGCCCAUGCUUGCCAACUCUGAAGAAAUUUAAUUUCCAGCAGUAUUUUAAAGCUAGCCUGUUAACCUUUUCUGAAUAUUUAAACUUCCUCUUUUUUCUAUGUCUGCACAAACUGCAGACCUGGGCUGGACCCACAUACUCAGAGUCCACCUUAAGAAAUUAUUUUGAUGUCCAAGACAUCACUAAAAUAUUUAAGUUUAAAGAUAAUAUGUGAUUGUGGUGCUUUCACUAUUUAAAGACAACUUUCAUACUUCAGAUGUUUUUGAGAAGAGGGGAAUGUGAGGGGAGGGGGCAGAACAGGGAGGAGUCGUUUGAAUGAAUUACAUUCUUUAUAUCCAUCCUGCUCAUUUAGGGCAUGUCUUUAAGAGAAGGCUGAAAGUUGUGAGAGUAUAUUGUAUACCGUAAGAGAAUUAACUCUUCAUCAUGGAUGGGAUUGUGAAGGCUGAACUGUAAAAUUCAGCAUUGACAGCAUCCUCAAUUAAUAAUUCUUGGUGACAGAAUAAUACAGCUGGGCUGUUUUUUAAAAUAUAAACUCAAUACCAUUUUUAAUUAUUACAUUAAAAAUUGUAAAUAUAUCUAUGUGCCAUGGCCUGGGAAGCCUGUUUUCUUUUUUCAUAAAAAUUAUUUUUACUGUAUGAAAAGAUUAUGGGGUUUAGCUCGAAAUAUCUGUGGUCCUGAUAAAAUUGGAUUGGUAACUCUACCUCAGAAGGAAAAUGGGAAGAAAAAUAGAUGAGUCACAAUUCAAUACGUCAAGCUCAGAAAUUGUGCAGAUCACUGAAUUUUAGAUUUAUAAAGUCAAGUUGGCAUGCCUUGUUUUUAAUGAUAUGGAAGACCUUAAAAAAACUUGGCUGAAGUUUAAUCGUUGGUCCAGCCAUUUGAAAAAGGCAGUAGUUGAGGAGGUUCCCGAAUUUGGCAUUUGAGAUUCAUUUUGUUCUCUCUUCUUCAUUAUUAGUGCAUUUGGUGUGUAUACUUGCACACACUUCUGUUUGGGUACACACUGCUUGCUUAGCCCUAGUCAAGAGGCAUCUUUUAUAAAAGGUGUAAAGAAAUAUCAAGGUUCUAAAAUUCAGAAGAGUUUAGAAUUUAUUAGGAGUUUCCCAAGUUGGGAUGUUAGUCUUUAAAUAAACUUCAUUAACGUAUUCCACUUAAGGUUUUGCACCUCCUUUUUAUUAGUGCAGCGCCAUUUCUUCUGCUUGAUUUUAGGUAUGUUAAUAUUCCAGCCUUGCUAGUUAGCAUAAAGUGACAGGUGUGAGCCAUGAGGAAAUUUUCUGACUUAGUUUUUACACAACUACAUAUAAGAGUUUUAGUGGAGAAAAAAAAUUAGUCCCUUGUGCAUAUAUAGUAGGUAAAUGAUUUUUCUACCAACAGUAUACUCCAUUCCUCAUGUAGGUAAGUACAGAAAAGGUUUUUAAAUGUAUUUUGUUAGCCAAUUAAAGUCUAUGAAUCUAUCUGCAACCUUAUUAAAUCUGUCACUACAAUAAUUUUGUGGUUAUGCUAAGAACCAUGUAUACUUUUAGGUAUUCUUAUUUUUGUCAAUUUUUCUAGGUUAGGAAGGAGGCAGAAAACCUUCAUUGUUUCAUAUUAAAAUAUAAUCAGACUAAAUUCUAGGAUGAAUUUCCAAAAUCGUUAUCUAUUUAUUUCAUUUUUAUUUAAUUUUGUUUUUAUUUCAUUUUUUAAAAAGUCCCUUGUUCAAUUUAUGUUCCUAAGAGUGGUUGGAGAACUUGGCCUUCAUCUGAUUUCAAAAAUGUUUUAAGUUUCAAAUGAAGUUAAUGGUUUCAGUAUGAUUCAGUCCUCAGACCUAAUUGGGUUGAAUAAAAUCUAAAAGAAUAUACCCUUUUGGAGCAUAACAUUUUAAUACCUUGGGGAAUGUGACACUACCAAAAGAAGACUACUAACACGUCAAAUGUUCACCUGGAAGCUUUAACAAGAAAUUCGAACCACCCUUUUGGCCCCAUUGUAGCAAGUUUAUUUCUCUAUAUGUCAUUCAAUGAAUUGAAGUCCUGUGGUAUACUGCAUUCAUUACAAGAAAAACGUUUUUAAUGUCCUUUUAAUGAUGGCCCAAAAAGCAUUUGACACAGCAAGAUGCAUGUGUUAUUAUAUUGAGAAUAUAGAAUAACAGUAUCACUAAAUUUAAGACCUCUCCCAGUCUUGCUGUUCCUAGCAAGAAGUUUGGCCUGUGACUGCACUUACUGUUUGUGCUCAUCAGAAACUGUCAAUGUCUGCUUUUCUUUAACUCUGCAGUCUGUAACAUCACGCCGUUUAUUAAAAAAAAAGAAAAAUUA